GGGAGAGAGACAGAGAGGGGGUAGCUGGUAGACAUAGAAGCCCGGAGGCUGUGGACUAGUGGACACAUGUUUCUUGUCUUUUAGGUCAGUACCGUGUUGACCCACAGAGGGAGCGACCUUACUGACCACAGAGUCUCCACCCUCAGAACCCCUCCCACGUGGACCCCGUCACAGCCCAUCCAGGCGUUGCCCUGGAGACUAGCUGCUCCCAUGAGUUGCAGGCGGAGGGAGAGUGCUGUAGGAGCUGCACCCCUCCGUCUGCACCCCAUCCUCGGCCCCAUAUGCCCACCAUUGGAGUGACCACCUUGGAAGGCGUGGAGGUCUGCCAGGAUGGGGAGGACUUCUGCCUGACCACAGAAGGGUAAGACUCCUCGCUGAUUGUGUGUGUGGAUUACACAGGUGUGCAGUGAUACUCUAGUUACAGUUGAUUAUUACUGUUAUGGUGAUGUUGACCUGUAUCAGGACCUCAUAGUAGAGUGUAGAAAUUAUACUAAGAAAGCACCAGUGGCAAAGUGUAUAGAAAGUGUGGGUUUGAUGGUUUGGGAUAGCAUAGAGUCAAAUUGGUGUAUGGGUGAGUGUAUCAGUGGUGGAGUUGAACAUGUUUGUUUUUUCUGUGGUCUGUCAGCAGUUUACACAUUGUGAUUUGGCCCUGUUUCCUGCCCCCAAUCCUUCCGCGCUACCAUGAAGUGAGUGACUGUGUUAGUUUGUUACUGACAGGCUGGCAGAGGAAUGUUCAGGAGGCAGGGAGGAGAUUACAUCUAGGCUAAACCAGCUGAAAAUGUUCCGUCACAGAUGACACACAAACAGCUUAUCCAUGCACAUAGCACAGUUACUGUGUCUAUAACAUAACAGAAAAUGAAUUGGGUCAAAAACAUGAUAUUUUUUAAGCUGAAACCAAUUUCACAGAAAACUGGACAUGAAUGUAAAAGGGGUUUGAACAGUUGUUCUGCUGCUUUGAAAGAGUCUCUUACAGCCCAGCUUCAUUAGAACGAAAGGAGUGAGUGAUGGCCACAGUGACCGAAGGCCAUAAUACCAGACUGGCACUGGGAGGAGUGAUGAGAAUGGGGAGACAUCUUCAGUUCCUCUGAAUCCUCGGGCGGCUCUUCUGGAAAACAUAAACAGAUUUAAAGUGGAAAUAACUUGGGCUCAUACAGUGAAUGGGAAACUAUGUUUCUCCCUUUUAGCAUGGAGGCUUGGCUUUGGACGCAGUGAUAUGAUGGCCACGUUCUGCCAAUCUGUCACAUAAUGAAAAACAAAAAGAUGGACAAGGACAUAUUCGAUUUUUAUGUGAUCAAACCCCCCCUGGCAGCCAUAAGCAAUCUAAUCUGAAGCUCAGUGCUAAGUGUGUGUGUGUUGUGUGUGUGUGUGUGUGUGUGUGCGUGUGUGCGUGCGUGCGUGCGUAUGUACGUGCGUGUAUGUGUGUGCGUGCGUGCGUGUGCGUGCGCGUGUGUGUGUGUGUGUGUGUGUGUGUGUGUGUGGGUGGGUUGAGGGGCCAUGUGAACGUGACGAUUAGGCUCACCACAACUGGGAUUCACUCUGCUACCUCACAGACCAACCCCAGCCAAUCAGCUAUAGCACUGACCCCUCUGACCAAUGAAGGGCCUAUUUCAAAGUGAUGAGGGACACGCAAUGCGACAUGCAUUUAUGGGCAUGAGGGACUAGAGCGAAUUAUGCUGAGAAAACCGGAUGUGGUUGUCAUGAGGCACACUAUAAUAUGUACUUGGAGAGGUCAUUGGGGUGAGUAGUUUCCUGAUGUCCAUUUGGAAGCUGCUUGAGCCAGUUGGGGAUGGCGAGAGAGAUAGCGUGUGUGUAGUACUAGCACCAGUGAGGUCUCUCUGGGACAGAUGUGUGUACGGGAGGGGUUGGUCGAUGAAAGGGAUAAAGGGAGAAACAGGAAGAGGGAGGGAGGGAUAGAGGGAGGGAGGGAAAGAGGAAUAGAGGACAAGCAAGCAUCUGUCAACAGCAACUGUGUGACUGACUGGUGUCCAGAGCCUGCUGGUAGAAGUGGAAAAAAACAUGAUGAAGGUUGUGUCUGGUAAACACAGGGAGGGUUCCAUAUAAGGGAGUAUCUAGGGUCUACUCUGGUGCCAGGAUUACCAGUGGAAACUAAGGUUCCAUCAGUACCACCUGAGCCAAGGUUCUGUGCAGCUCAAUAGUAUAUAUUCCUCUCUGAGACGCUUUUUUAUGCAUCAUUGUGUUUGUGUACAGUGUAGUAUGAGUAAGAUGUGUAUUUUUGUUUCUGUCUACUCAGCCAUGUAAAGUGUUACAACAGUGCUGAGUGUGAAUGUGUUUCUGUCUUUGUGUACUGUGUUCCUGUAGUACAUCCCAGUGGCUUUCUACAGUAUAUACUGUGUGUGUGUUAUCAGUUAGCUGAACUAUCUUUUACACACAGAGGGAUGGAGGUGCUUGGUGCCCAGGAGUCAUCGAUGGGCGAGAUGUCACCGCAGAGGAAUAACGAGAACAGGUUACCUUUCCAGGUACGUAUCCACCCAGCCAACCACCCAUCCCCCCACCCACCUCUGCAUCUAUAUUCAAUAUCACAGACAUGUUUCUCGUUCCAAAUACCCUUAAUAAAUGGCAUGCUGUUGAACAAUAGAUCCUGAUGUGGCACAGGAAUCCUCAUCUCUCCCAAGUGGACAUUCUCUCUUUUCCCCCUGACCCAUCUGUCUAUCUCCUCAUUUGAAUUCCAUGCUGUCACAGUCACUAGCCCAUUCAAGCUUAACAUCCUUGUCAUUUAUCGCCCUCCAGGUUCCCUUGGAGAGUUCAUCAACGAGCUUGACGCCUUGAUAAGUUCCUUUCCUGAGGAUGGCUCACCCCUCACAGUUCUGGGUGACUUUAACCUGCCGACGUCUGCCUUCGACUCAUUUCUCUCUGCCUGCUUCUUUACACUCCUUUCCUCUUUUGACCUCACCCUCUCACCGUCCCCCCCUACUCACAAGGCAGGCAAUACGCUUGACCUCAUCUUUACUAGAUGCUGUUCUUUUACUAAUCUCACUGCAACUCCUCUCCAAGUCUCCGACCACUACCUUGUAUCCUUUUCUCUCUCGCUCUCCUCCAACACUACUCACUCUGCCCCUACUCAGAUGGUAAUGCGCCGUCGCAACCUUCGCUCUCUCUCUCCCGCUACUCUCUCCUCUUCCAUCCUAUCAUCUCUUCCCUCUGCUAAAUCCUUCUCCCUCCGGUCUCCUGAUUCUGGCUCCUCGACCCUCCUCUCCUCCCUUUCUGCAUCUUUUGACUCUCUAUGUCCCCUAUCCUCUCGGCCGGCUCGGUCCUCCCCUCCUGCUCCGUGGCUUGACGACUCAUUGCGAGUUCACAGAACAGGGCUCCGGGCAGCCGAGCGGAAAUUGAGGAAAACUCGACUCCCUGCGGACCUGUCAUCUUUUCACUCCCUCCUCUCUACUUGUUCUUCCUCUGUUUCUGCUGCUAAAGCCACUUUCUACCACUCUAAAUGUCAAGCCUCUGCCUCUAACCCUAGGAAGCUCUUUGCCACCUUCUCCUCCCUGCUGAAUCCUCCUCCUCCUCCCCCUCCCUCCUCCCUCUCUGUGGAUGACUUCAUCAACCAUUUUGAAAAGAAGGUUGACGACAUCCAAUCCUCAUUUAUUAAGUCAAAUGACACCGCUGGUCCUGCUCACACUGCCCUACCCUAUGCUUUGACUUCUUUCUCCCCUCUCUCUCCAGAUGAAAUCUUGCGACUUGUGACGGCCGGCCGCCCAACAACCUGCCCGCUUGACCCUAUCCCCUCCUCUCCCUUACCUCACCUCGCUCAUCAACUAAUCCUUGAACACUGGCUAUGUCCCUUCCAUCUUCAAGAGGGCGAGAGUUGCACCCCUCCUCAAAAAACCUACACUCGAUCCCUCCGAUGUCAACAACUACAGACCAGUAUCCCUUCUUUCUUUUCUCUCCAAAACUCUUGAGCGUGCCGUCUCUAGCCAACUCUCCUGCUAUCUUUCUCAAAAUGACCUUCUUGAUCCUAACCAGUCAGGUUUCAAGACUGGUCAUUCAACUGAGACUGCUAUUUUCGGUUUCACGGAGGCUCUCCGCACUGCCAAAGCUAACUCUCUCUCCUCUGCUCUUAUCCUUCUAGACCUAUCUGCUGCCUUUGAUACUGUGAACCAUCAGAUCCUCCUCUCCACCCUUUCCGAGUUCGGCAUCUCCGGCGCUGCUCACUCUUGGAUUGCGUCCUACCUGACAGGUCGCUCCUACCAGGUGGCCUGGCGAGAAUCUGUCUCCGCACCACAUGCUCUCACCACUGGUGUCCUCCAGGGCUCAGUUUUAGGCCCUCUCCAAUUCUCUCUAUACACCAAGUCACUUGGCUCUGUCAUAUCCUCACAUGGUCUCUCCUAUCAUUGCUACGCAGACAACACACAAUUAAUUUUCUCCUUUCCCUGAUAACCAGGUUGCGAAUCGCAUCUCUGCAUGUCUGGCAGACAUAUCAGUGUGGAUUACAUUUACAUUUACAUUUACGUCAUUUAGCAGACGCUCUUAUCCAGAGCGACUUACAGUUAGUGAGUGCAUACAUUAUUAUUAUUUUUUAUUUAGUGCAUACGUGGGAAUUGAACCCACAACCCUGGCGUUGCAAACGCCAUGCUCUACCAACUGAGCUACAUCCCUGCCGGCCAUUCCCUCCCCUACCCUGGACGACGCUGGGCCAAUUGUGCGCCGCCCCAUGGGUCUCCCGGUCGCGGCCGGCUACGACAGAGCCUGGAUUCGAACCAGGAUCUCUAGUGGCACAGCUAGCACUGCGAUGCAGUGCCUUAGACCACUGCACCACUCAAGCUGAACCUCAGCAAGGUGGAGCUGCUCUUCCUCCUGGGGAAGGACUGCCCGCUCCAUGAUCUCGCCAUCACGGUUGACAACUCCAUUGUGUCCUCCUCCCAGAGUGCAAAGAACCUUGGCGUGACCCUGGACAACACCCUGUCGUUCUCUGCUAACAUCAAAGCGGUGAACAGAUCCUGCAGGUUCAUGCUCUACAACAUUCGCAGAAUACGACCCUACCUUACACAGAAAGCGGCACAUGUCCUAAUCCAGGCACUUGUCAUCUCCCGUCUGGAUUACUGCAACUCGCUGUUGGCUGGACUCCCUGCCUGUGCCAUUAAACCCCUGCAACUUAUCCAGAACGCUGCAGCCCGUCUGGUGUUCAACCUUCCCAAGUUCUCUCACGUCACCCCGCUCCUCCACACACUCCACUGGCUUCCAGUUGAAGCUCGCAUCUACUAUAAAACCAUGGUGCUUGCCUACGGAGCUGUGAGGGGAACGGAACCUCCUUACCUUCAGGCUCUGAUCAGACCCUACACCCAAACGAGGGCACUACGUUCAUCCACCUCUGGCCUGCUAGCCCCCCUACCUCUACGGAAGCACAGUUCCCACUCAGCCCAGUCAAAGCUAUUCGCUGCUCUGGCACCCCAAUGAUGGAACAAGUUCCCCCACGACGCCAGGACAGAGGAGUCACUGACCACCUUCCGGAGACACUUGAAACCCUACCUCUUUAAGGAAUACCUGGAAUAGUAUAAUAGUAAUCCUUCUACCCCCCCCUUUACUACCACUGUCUUUUGUCUAAACUAACACCUGACUUAUUUCACCUGCUAGCACUGACUUGUUUAAAGAAAUGUACUUAUUGUGAUCGAGAUGUAGUUGUCCCUGAUUGCACUGACAUUGCUCACAGCUGCUUGUUUGAUGAACUGUACUUACUGUGAUCAAGAUGUGGUUGUCCCACUGGCUAUCCUAAGUUGAAUGCAGCAAUUUGUAAGUCGCUCUGGAUAAGAGCGUCUGCUAAAUGACUUAAAUGUUAAAAUGAUGGGUCUUUUUUUUCUAAGGUUUACAAUACAAGAGUCUAUACCAGUGAAUUAAUGUCACCAUCCAUGUCACCCAACAUUCAAACACCCACCUGUGGACCCUCCUUCUGCCUCCAGAUCUUCCCAGACCCAGUGGAGGUGUCUCUGAGUCCAGAGGGCUCUCCCAAUCACCUGCAGCAGUUUAGUCCCUCUGAGAAGGAGCGGCUUCCCUCCAUCGUGGUGGAGCCCACGGACAUGAGCGAAGUGGAGAGUGGCGAGUUACGGUGGCCCCCGGAAGACAUGGACUUCUGUUCUGAGGAGGAUGAAGAUCUGUUCCUGGAGCAGUGUAUUCCCCCGGCCAACAUCGCAGACUGGGGAGAGGAGGAAGAGACGUCUGUUGUCAUCAACCACCAGCAGAACACAUCCCUCAUUGGUACAUUGUGUGUGUGUGUGUUUCUUUGUCUGUAUUUCUGUAUUUCUCUCUCUCUCUCUCUCUCUCUCUCUCUCUCUCUCUCUCUCUCUCUCUCUCUCUCUCUCUCUCUCUCUCUCUCUCUCUCUCUCUCUCUCUCUCUCUCUCUCUCUCUCUCUCUCUCUCUCUCAAUUUCUAUAAAUGCGUGUUCUCUUUCUCUUUUCAGACUCUCUUACUUUAAUCCAUGCUUCUUUGCUUGCGUAGACGAAAGAUCAAAAGGAAAAUCACUCAUUCUUUGUAACUCUAUGGCAAUGUAUUAUUAUGUCUGUCUUACAGACCUCCAGUCAGAUGUGUUCAGGGAUGAAACACCCAUUCUACCACCUUGCAGCUCACCUGCCCUGAACUGAGUCACCAACCCCACCCCUAAACCCCUGCUAUCUUCCUGAGGAAACCACUCACAGACCAUGGGUCACAGGUCAAUAGGAACAGAAUGGAACUACAGUUCAAAUAUUGUCCAACAACGAAAGGAGAUAAGCUUCUAUGUUAUGUAAAUAAGUUAAGUUAGACAGUAGUAUAAUGUUCUAUGCAAAAUGUCAUAAAUAAAACCAAGGACAGCUCUGAGGGAAAAGUGUUAUCUGAAGGAGUAGUGUGAAGGAGAACAUCUAACAUUAAAUAGCAAGGGUGUUUAUUUUAAGAAAAUCACUAUUACUCAUCUGUGGAGAGAAGGAAAUAACACUUUGCUGAUAUUUGCUGUUUUUUAAUGACGUCAUUACUUCAUGUAUUAUUUUCCCCUAUUUCCAAGGGCCCAAUAGUGGUUUUGAAGUACAUCAGAGUGCAUACUCGAGUUAGUAAUUGUAGAAUGUUUACAUAUAUUUAUUGCAUUGUUUAAAUGAUGGUGUUGCCAAGGGAAAUGUAGCCUGGCACGAGUUGUCAGCCAGGUUAGGGGAUAUGGGCACUCCACCCAUAAGGGUUAGACAUACCAACCUGGCUGUGGGCUUUCCCACAAUAAAUAGAUUCAUCCGUAUUGGCCUAAACCAGGGAUGGGCAACUCCAGUCCUCGGGGGCCUGAUUGGUGUCCAGCCCCAGCUUACACACCUGACUACAAUAAUCAACUAAUCAUUAUCUUCAGUUUAGAAUGAAAUUAGUUUAAAAAGUGUGACACCACUCCAGCCCCCGAGGACUGGAGUUGCCCAUCCCUGGCCUAAACCCUUCAAACUCAACUCUGGA
Coregonus sp. 'balchen' is the source of this 7407-nucleotide messenger RNA. Lineage: Eukaryota; Metazoa; Chordata; Actinopteri; Salmoniformes; Salmonidae. The record is from the annotation of a GenBank genome assembly.